UGCGAAGGGUUUCGCAUCCAAAUCAGUCAUGGGGUUUCGUUCCGUUCUCCUCCGAGCAUCGCGGGCAAGGCUCAGAUACUCGCCGUCGCCGGAGGACCCGCGCUUCCGGCGGUCCUUCUCUCAGCUUCUUCACUCGGAACCCGAAAGACCUUCCUUCGGGAUUGCGUUCGACAUUGACGGUGUAAUUAUUCGAGGCCGAACCACCAUCGGAGGCUCCUCUCACGCCCUUCGGAGGCUCUAUCACGCCGACGGCACUCUCAAGGUUCCUUUUUUGUUCUUAACAAACGGAGGUGGCGUCCCUGAAACUAAACGAUCUUUGGAGUUGAGCGAGCUUUUGGGAGUUCCCAUUUCACCUCUACAGGUAGUGCUCGGCCAUUCACCUUUCCGACAAUUGGUCAGCAGAUUUGAGAAUGAGCUUAUAGUUGCAGUUGGAAAAGGAGAACCUUCCCUAGUGAUGGCAGAGUAUGGAUUCAAGAAAGUUCUUUCUAUCAAUGACUAUGCUUCAUACUUUAAUCACAUUGAUCCCCUUUCUCAGUACAAAACCUGGAGUCUCAAGCAAUCAUUUGAUAAAAAUUGUAAAUUAAGUUUCCAAUCAAAAUUUAAUGUGCACUCUGAGAGGGUUAAAGGAGCAUUUGUUGUCAGUGAUCCUGUUGAUUGGGGAAGGGAUAUUCAGGUGCUGUGUGAUAUCUUAAGAUAUGGUGGACUUCCUGGUAAGGGAAAUGGACAUCAACCACCUUUAUAUUUUGCAGCGGAUGAUCUUGAAUACCAGGCUGCAUUUCCCUGCGAGCGUCUCGGGAUGGGUGCUUUCAGGAUAGCGCUGGAAAGCAUAUAUAACAGAAUUCAUAGCAGCCCACUGGAGUAUACAUCUUAUGGCAAACCCAAUCCAUCUGUGUUCAAGAAUGCUGAAUCUACUCUGACUAAACUAGCACUGACUACUUACCCGGCUAAGGAGACGAGGGUUAGCAAGAACUUUGCAUUCAAUAUUAUCUAUAUGAUCGGAGAUAAUCCUAAAGUCGAUGUCAAUGGUGCCAAGAAGGCAGGACAUCCUUGGUUUCCUAUUCUGACUAGGACUGGGGUGUUCAAGGGUAAAGACAAUGACGAACACUUUCCAGCAGACCUGGUGGUGGAUACUGUUGAAGAGGCUGUCGAUUUUAUCCUGAAGAAGGAGAACAUACAAUCAUGACGACUAUUUGUUUUAUUUUCAUUUGUCCAAAGAAACCAAAGUCGGGCGAUGCACGGGAUGAAUGAAUGAUUCCGGUCAAUUCAAUAAUUUCAAGCCCCGAUUGUUUCAACUGCGGAUUCGAUGGAGAUGCAAACUCAUGCCUCAGUUGAAUUUACAAAUGACCUAUUUAUUCUUUCUCGGAAACUUUUAAGUAUUUAGCCAUAGUUCUUUCCUAUGAUUCAAUGGUAUCGACUGAUUUACCCUGAAACCUAAAUGAAUUUUGGCAAAUUUAUAUGUAAACUUAAUUUUAAUAUAAAUCCAAGCUCCUUAUCUACA
Zingiber officinale is the source of this 1498-nucleotide messenger RNA. RefSeq lists its product as uncharacterized. Bases 29 to 1183 code for a protein of 384 amino acids. Gene Ontology annotation, biological process: glycerophospholipid biosynthetic process. Gene Ontology annotation, cellular component: mitochondrion. Lineage: Eukaryota; Viridiplantae; Streptophyta; Magnoliopsida; Zingiberales; Zingiberaceae. The transcript has 12 exons. The record is from RefSeq and is a predicted model, not a curated record.